AAUGCAUCACCAACUACAUUUCAGGAGGUAAGUUUUAUCUAGUAUUUUAAACACAUCUUGUUCUUGAAUUGUUGUCUUCCUCUCUAUCCAUUACUGCCUUUUAAUUCAUCACCAACUACAUUUCAGAUAGUAAGUGUUAUCUAGUAUAAUAUAUAUUUUAAACAUACCUUGUUCUUAAUUUUUAUCUUCUUCUCUACCCAUACUGCCUUUUAAUGCGUAAACAUUUCAGACGGUACGUUUCAUGCACUAAAAAUAUUAUGCUGUAUUUCGUGUCUGCCUUCUCUCACUGACUAUAUUUUAGAAAGUGAGCUUUAUCCAGUAGGCUAAAUAACUGACUCAACUCAGCAUACAGCUAUAUACUACAUCAAUCGUCGUCUAUUGCACACACAGUCAUGUAUUGCGUAGCUAUUUACACACUAUGUAUGGCAAUGAGGGUCUAUAGGUAGGCAUUGGCGAAUAACAUAUCAUACAAUGAAUGACCUCUAUUUUUAAGCUGUAAUGAGAGUUCGAUAAUAUAGUCCUCUGGAGCCCUACUCUGACCAUACAUCUACCUUCUCUCACCAUUUUAUUCUAGGACAAAUAUUUAACCCCUGUGUCUACGGCAGAAAGCCAACCAAGGGAGGCAGUGGAAGCAGAAAUGGAGGUUACAGAUGAAGAUGUCAUAGCAAAGAAGGUGGUGGAAGAUAUUCAACCAACCUUUGAAGUGAUAGCAGAGAAGACAGUGAUAGUAACAAAUGAGGAGCAGCAUGUUAUCUGGGAGGGAUAUGGUCUGAGACUAUACAUUCCACCCGACUCACUACCAGAAGGUUGUAGUCAUUUGGAGCUGAGUGUAAAUGUUGGACUAUCAGGAGAGUUCCAGUUACCCGAGAACGCUGUCAUUGUUAGUGCAGUUUAUUCCUUCAGCCACCACCCAAUAGAGAGUCUUCGUCAGCCGGUCACUCUGGAAAUGGAGCACUGUGCUGCAGCAAGUGCUCUUGAUAACUUGAGCGUUGUUCGAGCGAAUACGAACUCCAACAGUUUCAGUUAUGUUCCAGGGGGUGAUUUCACCUCAGUGAAAGGCUAUGCAGUUAUAAAGUUGCAUUCCUUCUCCCGUUUUGCUACCUUUUUGAAGAAGCAUUUUCGCUCCUUGCUUCCCCAUUCCUCUAAUGAAAUUGAAUAUUCCGCUAACAUUUACUAUACAAAGAUGCUCUAUUGCCAUUUUAAUUUUGAGUUCUUCAUUAUUCAAAAUCUCAGUGCAUUGGCUAAGAGGGUUGAAGAUCAGAUUUCAAAGAGAGUAAAGGGCAAUUAUGAGCGAGGGCCUAUUUCUAAUUUCAAGUUCCAAGAGGAUGAAGUAAGUGUUGAAAUUCAAGAAAGCUGUGGAAAUGGAUGGAAUAUGAAGGAACUAACCCCACUUGAGGUUUUCAAGCGGGAUGUUGAUAGGUUUAGUGCUCGCAAGGAGCUGUGUACUUGUCAAGUGAAAGUCUGGUGUGAGAAUGAGGAAGCUCCAAAGCAUCUGCUUCAGAGAGUACUCAUCAAGGGAGCUAAAAAGCAGUGCGAUUUUUUAACUGUGACCUCCCCAACGACAUGUCUAACUAAGCCGGCUCUGCCUUCAAAUACUCCCUUUAGUCCCAGAUCUGUGGAUACCACAGUAUUUUUUUAUGUCAAGCCAAAGUUGGCUGACUUGUCUAAUGAGUUGGGGGAUCUGACGUGGAGUGAAAUCAAGUCUCUGGCAGUACAAUUGGAUAUUGACUACAAUGAACUAUUGAAGAUCCAGGAGCAGACUGACCAGGCCACCGACCGUAUGCACCAAGCAUUGAACAUUUGGCUGAAAAAAGACCCGAAUGCUUCAUGGGAGAAAGUGAUAUAUGCCCUCGAUCGUGUAAAGGGGAAAGAUGUGCUGAUCCAAACACUGAAGGAGAAAUAUCUUCCUCAAUCUCCAGGUCUACAAGCUGGUGGCCAGUGAAGUCCAUGCUAUUUUGGGAAUAAUAUUUUUUAUACUUGUAAAUCUGUGGGAUGGCAGCGUUUGAACCCUGAAAUGAUCAAGUGCUCGGGUACUCCAUUAGUAUGUUGCAGGUCGUAGUGCAGCUACCCCUGUCUGCAAUUCCAUUUAGGUCUUCACAAGGCAGAGUGGUUG
Messenger RNA from Geodia barretti, 2113 nucleotides. The record is from the annotation of a GenBank genome assembly. Lineage: Eukaryota; Metazoa; Porifera; Demospongiae; Tetractinellida; Geodiidae.